Armigeres subalbatus is the source of this 2625-nucleotide messenger RNA. It is a transcript of the gene Gdap1, whose product is annotated as ganglioside-induced differentiation-associated protein 1. The coding region runs from base 226 to 1176 and encodes 316 amino acids. Lineage: Eukaryota; Metazoa; Arthropoda; Insecta; Diptera; Culicidae. Gene Ontology annotation, cellular component: mitochondrial outer membrane. Gene Ontology annotation, biological process: mitochondrial fission; mitochondrial fusion. The record is from RefSeq and is a predicted model, not a curated record. The transcript has 3 exons.
GCCACCUGUAAACUACCGUCAUUCAAUAUAGAGGAGGUAGAGGAAAAAGCUAUACAAACGAUCGGACGAGCGCGAGCAUGUGAUCGCCGGUUGUAUCGCGUGUCGUUUUUGUGCAGAAUUGAAAAAUACAUUUACCUUCACAUAUCAAUACUGUACUGGAGACAUUCGAAAUCUAUCAGAGAAGGAAUAGUUACAGGAGUGUUACAGAGACAUCGCUGAUCAGCAAUGGAAGAAGAACCGAAAUUUAAACGUCCGGAAAUUGUCAACGAUGACUCACUGGUACUAUAUUUUAACCAGUAUAGCUACUAUUGCCAAAAGGUUCUCUGGGCAUUACAUGAGAAGGACAUCAAAUUUACAAAAUACGAUAUCGAUGUCGCCAACGACGAACACUUUUCCGAGUGGUUUCUCGAGCUGAACCCCCGGGGCGAGUUACCGGUGUUGCAGAAAGGUCUACUCAUUGUACCAGGCUCGAACCGAAUCUUGGACUAUUUAGAAGAGAACUUUCAGAACACUAAACCUCUGAAAUUACCAUGGAACACGGGUACGAACAUACGGAAUCUCAAAAACACCCUGGAUAAAUUACCCAUAGGCGUCAUAACGAUGGGUUCGUUCCUACAUCCGAGGACGGUCGUGACUCCUAAAUCUCCCUUUGUACAACCGGUCCGGUACACUAUUUUGGAACGGGACGAAACUGUUAGUAGCCGCUUGAGAGGCUACGCAAAAACGUUUCCAGCAUUCGGGGAGGUUCUACAUAGGAAGGCUGACUUCCACGACCGUAAACGGCUGGUGCUCACCAAUGAGCAAUACUUUUUAGAGCUGCUGGAUAUCUUGGAUGCUGUUUUGACAGACGCCGAAACCGAACUGGUAAAUUUGGAUGACGACACCACGUGGAUCGCAGGUGCAGAUCUCAGUUUGGCCGAUAUUUCUUUGGGAUGUUUGUUGUACCGCCUAUACGUACUGGGCUUGGAGGAUCGCUUCUGGACUGGUGGUAAGAAACCGCAACUGGAGAAGUACUUCAACCGAAUUUUGGCCGCGGAGAACUUCCAGCACACUUUGCCCACGAAGACGUCACUGCUCAAAACAAUCUGGUUGAACACACCAUCCACGUACAAAGCCGGUAUAGCAGCCUUCUCAUUCUCGUCUAUGAUCAUAGGGUCGACUCUGCUCAAGAGAUAAGGAUUUCUUUCGUUUCAAACACUGUUGAACAACGAUUUUAUAAACUUUGGUAGAUUUAUUAUAAACCGUCUUAAUAUUAACCGCUCAAAAAUAGCCGAUCACCAAAUGUCAUAAUUUUCACAUUAUAUUAAAUCGAUGGUUAUUAACUUUUAAAAUCGUGCUCGUUUUAUUUUUCUUUUAUGUCUAAGUAGGUAUAAUAAGAAAGUAAUAAUUAUGAUGAAUCUCGUAGUCUUUUGAAAUGAAAAUAUUUCGCGUAACUUUUAUUCGAGGAACCACUGAAUAACUAACUACAAAUAAGUUUCGAAACGCAAAAAAAAAUCAAAGCAUGUGACUUAUUUCGAACGUGUAAAUUUUGAUGUCAUUUUUGACGAACGUAUGCCAAACCAUCGCUCUUGAACCGAAUCGCGACUGAAUCACACCCAGAAAAGUGGACUAUGUGUUUGUACACAUCAUCGUGGUAAAAGCGUUGAACGAUCGGAUAACACACGGGGUUUAGGUACUUUUAAUCAGUUUUUCCAUAGAACAGCUUUGAAAAUGUUCUAACAAUUAUUAAUUUGAUAUUAUUUGGAUAUUUUUUAUGAACAUACAUGCUUGAAGAGAAAAACGAAGUUCUUCGAAACAUUCACCUAAUUGUUUUAUCAAAUGAUGUCUUACAAAUUCUUAUUGACAACAGGGAUUCCCUAAAAAAUAAAACAAUCUGUUCAACAGAUCAUAAUUUCGAAUCCGAUACGCGCAAGUGGGUGGCAUAAGCUAAUUUCGACAAGUUGAUUCGAACACAAAACAAUGAUUGUGUUGUUAAUCAGCUAUUAGGGCAUCGAAAUACCAUUAGCAAUAGUAUACACUAUGUAUUUGAAAUAAGAAAGAUAGCACCUAUGAUUUCUUUUUAAACAUUUUGAUUUGAUGACCCUAAACCAUCUAAUUUAUAUUAACUUCAAAUUAUAUUCAAUAAAUAAAGCAAAUAAAAACUAUAACAAAAGAAACAUAAACAACAAAACAGUAAAAUGCCUUAAUCUGUGCUCGAUUAGACCUAUGCUAUGUUCAAUCAAUUAGUUUGUAUAAAUUGUAUGAAGGAAAACUCCUCAACCUUUUAUUUCGAUUAUUUUGAUGCGUUCACUAAUAAAUAUUAGGUCACAGUUCAUUGAUGAUGUUUGUUAAGCAAGGAAUUAGGCAGUUCUGGUCUUUUUCGUAAAAAAAUUCUAGUUGUAGUUAUACUCGUAGUAGAUAAUAGUAGAUUUAGUACUAAAUGACUGUUAAAUAUCUUGGCUGUGCAUAUGCACAGCACAUGUUUCGAAAUGGACAACUGAUAUGAAAUUUGCAAAAAGGAUCCACGUGUCUUGGACUCGAACACUAUCUAGAUAGGCGUGAUAAACCCUACACAACAAGACCACUUGAGGUCACUCCUGACAGAAUCCAAGUUUCAAAGUGCUCGCGUUUUCGGGGGCACACCAC